AUGUUUCAGUUGAAGGAUGUAUUCUACGACCUAGUCGACUCCCUGCUGUGGCUGUUUCCGACAAUGGCGAAUCUCAGGAAUGUUUGGCUGCAAGCCGCAGCUUUCACGGCUGGAUUUCUUCGCACAGCGAAGGGGGAUAGUUUGAAAGACAUUGAUCAUGUUGUGCUGUUUAUGCAAGAAAACCGUGCUUUUGACCAUUAUUUCGGCACAAUGGCGGGCGUCCGGGGUUUCAACGACGCAAACCUUCAAAUGAACAACGGUAUUCCUGUUUGGAAACAAAAGACAUCACCAGAACUCACUAAUAGCACCGACUAUCUAAUGCCUUGGUAUCUCAACUAUCUUAGAGGAAACUGGUCUGAGGCUACACAAUGCAUGCUGGCAGGCAGUAAUGGCUGGUACCAGAACCACGCGGCGUGGAAUGGGGGAACAAACGAUCAUUGGGCUCUCAACAACACACCCUAUAGCAUUGGGUACUACAAGAGGGACGACUUGCCUAUUCAGUGGUCAUUGGCUGAGAAUUGGGUAGUCGGUGACAUGUAUCAGGAAUCCGUAGUUGCGUCAACUAGCCCAAAUCGAGUUGUGUGGUUAAGCGGCUCCAUCAACGUGCCUGGUGGCAAUCUCAGUCCAGAUUUAGGCGGCAAUCCUUACAUAGACAACUACGAAACUCCCGGAUGUGACGAAAAUGGCAUCAACUGCUAUCCACUCAAAUGGAAGACGGCACCCGAGUACUACGAAGCUGCAGGUACAUCUUGGCAGUUAUACCAAGACGGCACUGACGACUACAACAAUUUCGACGACAACCCGCUUGCCUGGUUCAAGCAGUUCCAAGACGCCGAGAAAGGGUCCAACUUGAAUACGAAAGGCAUGCAAGGUCGCCAGCUGCAAGAGUUCUACGACCGGGCUGCCAAUGGAACACUCCCAGAGGUUUCCAUCAUCAUUGGAUAUAGAGAACUUGCAGAGCAUCCGCCGUACUCACCCCAUGACGGAGCCUGGUUGGAAAGAAAGAUUUCCGAAGCGGUAAUCAAGUCCCCAAAGUACAAUCGAACGGCAUUGAUUAUUUCUUUCGACGAGACUGGCGGCUGGUUCGACCACGUAGAUCCUUAUAGGUCGCCAAACGGCACAGCUGGCGAGUGGUACAAUGACAAGAAUGGAAUUGGAUAUACAUUCACAGGACCUGGUUUCCGAGUCCCAUUUUAUAUUAUUUCUCCGUGGACAAGAAAGGGGGGUGUCUACGUGGAGCAUGCGGAUCAUACGUCUCAGAUGCAAUUCAUUGAAAAGUGGCAGGCAGCCAAGUCUCGCGAUGUCAAGUCCAAUGAAAUGGUCCCCUGGCGGAGAGACAACAUGGGCGAUCUGUUGGGGGCAUUCGAUUUUGAAAAUCCCGACUAUAGCAUCCCUGAUCUACCCGCAGCUGCAGAACCACACAGGGAUAGUGACGGCAAGUUUGACGGAGCAUCGCAUUGCAAAGGGUUGUAUCCGAGUCCUCAGCCUCCCGUGCCUUACUCUGGAGACGGCGCAACCAACGACAUGCCUGGCCUGGUUGAGCAUGGGUUCAAGCCUAUUCGAGGAAAACUGACGGAGGGACGACAUCUAGUCUUCGAGAUGAAGGGCUAUGCCCUCACCCUUGGUGACAAGGCUACAACUAGCAAAGCAUCUGAGGAUCAUAACUCAGAAAAUCAGCGUUGGAUCGUGCAUGUCGAAGAGCUGGGUGGGACAGAGUUCAAGAUGUCUGGCAGUGGAGAUGGGAGGUAUGUCUGUGCAGAUCUGAAGAUGUGCGACAAAAAGAGCGAUGCGGCCGUGUUUGAGGUCAGCUUCAAGGGCAGUGAGGGAUACAGUCUGAAAGUGAAGAAUGGAGGCAAGUAUUUGGCCAUUACAAAGCAGGGCGAGCUGGUAUUACAAAGUAUGAGUUCGUAUUGGAGCGUAUUCAGCGUCAAUUACUAA
Messenger RNA from Pochonia chlamydosporia 170, 1938 nucleotides. Its product is annotated as non-hemolytic phospholipase C precursor. Gene Ontology annotation, molecular function: hydrolase activity, acting on ester bonds. The transcript is spliced from 3 exons. Lineage: Eukaryota; Fungi; Ascomycota; Sordariomycetes; Hypocreales; Clavicipitaceae. The coding region runs from base 1 to 1938 and encodes 645 amino acids. The record is from RefSeq and is a predicted model, not a curated record.